UGCCCUAGUUGUAUAGUCUUCCCCUCCCCGCCUCCGUUCUCAGAUUCAAUCUUCAGUUCAGCAUCUCAGGUACACAGUACCACCAAUUCAAGCUUCAGCCGGCAUCGCCACCGUUCGCCGCCGUACCUCGCACUAUUCCGGUCACUUUCUCCCCUCAAUUUCUCACCCACCCUCGCCUCUCAGCGUCGCAGGGUGGAGCUCAGCACAACUCCAAAAUGCAGUCUACUGAAGCCCCCACUUCCAUGGAAGUAGAAGCCAUGUCAACUAAACCGAUAACCGAAGUUGGCACCUUGCCACCAAAACCACAGUUUGAUCCUCUAAAGCCUCAUGAGAUGAAUGAUGGCCGAGUUCAGUUCCGGAAGGUGUCUGUUCCUCCGCAUCGCUAUUCUCCUCUCAAGAAAGCAUGGAUGGAGAUUUACACCCCAGUAUAUGAGCAGAUGAAAAUUGACAUCCGUAUGAACCUCAAGGCUCGUAAAGUUGAACUGAAAACCAGAGAAGACACGCCCGACAUCAGUAACUUGCAAAAAUGUGCAGAUUUUGUCCAUGCCUUCAUGCUUGGUUUUGACAUAAUCGAUGCAAUUGCACUCUUACGAGUUGAUGAACUCUACGUCGAAUCUUUUGAGAUUAAGGAUGUUAAAACACUUCGAGGUGAACACUUAUCUCGUGCCAUAGGCAGAUUGUCUGGUAAAGCUGGUAAAACAAAGUUUGCGAUCGAAAAUGCUACAAAGACGAGGAUAGUUAUUGCAGACACCAAGAUUCACAUAUUAGGAUCCUUUGCCAACAUCAAGAUUGCUAGAGAUUCUCUUUGCAGCCUCAUUUUAGGUUCCCCUGCAGGAAAAGUUUAUUCAAAACUAAGAGCAGUUACAGCCAGAUUGGCUGAAAGGUUUUGAUCUUUUAUCCCUUUUGCAUACUAGUUAUUUGAGGAAGAAUGCAACUUUAUUGAAAUGCUUAUGCAAUUAAAGUUUUGCCCUAGACACCAAUUGUUAAUCGAUCCAUGUUCACAAAAUGAAUAGAAGAUGAUCGGUGUUUGCUGCUGUUGUCUUCCUAAGUCGAGAUCAAUAUUGACUGAACUGAAGUAACUUUGAUAUCUGUUACAGUCGAAAUGUGUACUAUCAUCUUAUGGUAAUAUCUGAGGGGUUUUGUUCA
Momordica charantia (bitter melon) is the source of this 1146-nucleotide messenger RNA. The record is from RefSeq and is a predicted model, not a curated record. NCBI's taxonomy places the organism in Eukaryota, Viridiplantae, Streptophyta, Magnoliopsida, Cucurbitales, Cucurbitaceae.